AUGGUGGUGAGGAAGAUCGCAAAGAAAUACAAGAUCAGGUUGAUAUUAUCACUGGCAAACAAUUGGGAAGCAUAUGGUGGAAAAGCACAGUAUGUGAAAUGGGGAAAAGAUGCUGGCCUCAAUGUCUCUUCUGAUGACGACUUCUUCUCACAUCCAACUCUUAGAACCUACUACAAGAACCAUGUUAAGACGGUGUUGAAUAGAGUGAACACAUUGACAAAUAUAACAUACAAGGAAGAUCCAACCAUAUUUGCAUGGGAAUUGAUGAAUGAACCUCGAUGCACCUCAGAUCCCACUGGUGAUAAGCUUCAGGAUUGGAUACAAGAAAUGGCAUUCCAUGUGAAGAAGAUUGAUGCAAAGCACCUAGUAGAAAUUGGAGUUGAAGGAUUUUAUGGGCCCUCAACCCCUCACAGAACUCAGUUCAAUCCAAAUUCAUAUGCAACACAAGUUGGAACUGAUUUCAUUAGGAACCACCAGGUUCUUGGUGUUGACUUUGCUUCUGCUCACAUAUAUGCUGACUCUUGGUAUGUUAUCUCCCAAUUUGCUCUGCAAAACAUUUUCUGA
This is a messenger RNA of Arachis duranensis, 564 nucleotides long. Its product is annotated as mannan endo-1,4-beta-mannosidase 6-like. The record is from RefSeq and is a predicted model, not a curated record. Gene Ontology annotation, molecular function: hydrolase activity, hydrolyzing O-glycosyl compounds. NCBI's taxonomy places the organism in Eukaryota, Viridiplantae, Streptophyta, Magnoliopsida, Fabales, Fabaceae. Bases 1 to 564 code for a protein of 187 amino acids. The transcript is spliced from 3 exons.